Molecule: messenger RNA, 7720 nt
Organism: Salvelinus namaycush (lake trout)
Lineage: Eukaryota; Metazoa; Chordata; Actinopteri; Salmoniformes; Salmonidae
Gene: pde4dip
Product: phosphodiesterase 4D interacting protein
Exons: 37
Coding region: 8-6298 (2096 amino acids)
Cellular component (GO): microtubule organizing center
Source: RefSeq, a predicted model, not a curated record
CGUCACCAUGUCUAACAGUUUCCGUGGUUACCGUACUAUUUCUCAGCACCUAAAUGACCUGAAGAAGGAGAACUUCAGCCUGAAGCUGAGGAUCUACUUCCUGGAGGAGAGGAUCCAGCAGAAGUACGAGGACAGUAGCCAUGAUGUCCACAGGAGGAACAUUGAGUUGAAAGUGGAGGUGGAGAGCUUGAAGCAGGAACUCACAGAGAAACAGGAGAUUCUGGACAAGGCCUUGUCGACGUCUGAGAGCCAGACCAAUCAGAAUGAGGAGGAGGAGCAGCAGCGUGGCUGUGAGGCGAGGCAGCAGGAGAUCAGCCACAUGCGGGAGAUCCUGGAAACCAAGGUCCAGCUGCUGCAGGAGGAGGUCCAGCUAGCGCGGGCCGAGGCUGAGGAGAUGGCCUCUCUAGCAGAGGAAGAGUCCCAGCGCUGCCUGGUCCUGGAGAGAGAGAUGAUGAUGAAGAUGGAGGAGGAUGAGGACGAGGAAGAGUGUAAGGGAGGGUCACUAGGAGCCAGGCUGCAGAAGGAGGCCUUGGCAGAGAAGGAGAGAAUAAUAGAGGAGCUGACUGAAGAAAGGAGGUUGCUGAGCCACAGGGUCGGAGAGCUGGAGGUCAGAGUUCAUGACCUCUCCUCUUCCCUCCAGAAGAAAGACAGCGAUGCAGAGUUGCUGCGGGGUGAGAAGAGUCGGAAGAAGAGCUGUGUCCAGCAGGAGAUGCAGAGGCUGCUAGAUGAGCAGCAAGGCAAGCUGUCGCAGUAUGAGAGUGCUGCAGGUCACUGUGUUAGUGAGCUCCAGAAGGCCCAGCUCCAGGUCCACUCUCUACAGGCCAAGAUCAGCGAGAGCGAGGCCAGGAACCAGAAGCUGCAGGUGCGACUGGGGGACAUGGAGUGUGAGCUGCGCUUGGUCAGAGAGGAGGCACAGAGACAGGAACGAAACGUCCUCAACCUCACUGACACUAUCAACAGCAAGGACACUGAGGCAGCAGAGUUGUACCGAGUCAUAGAGGAACAGAACGACAUGCUGUGUUCUCUCAAAGACCUGGCCAACAGAAACCAGGUCCAGACACGACAGGUGUCUGGGGCCGAGUCAGUGCGAGGGCAGGGGAAGGUGCUGGCCCUCCAGGGCUCUCUGUUCCAGGCCCAGCUGGAGCUGCAGGCAGGCCAGAGGGCCCAGCGGCAGGCUACCAGGAAGGAGGAGGACCUCACUAGAGCCCUGAUCCGCCUGGAGCAAGACCUGCAGGGGGCCAUGGAGCACAGACACAGCACUGACAGACACAACCAGGACUUGCAUCUGGCGCUGGAGAAAGUUCGCUCAGAGCUGCAGCAGAGAAAGGAACAGCUGAAUGAAAAGGAAGGAGAGAGACUUAGAGAGGAGGAGGACAUGGAGAAGACCAUCAGAGAGCUGAGGACCUCGCUUCAGAGCAAAGAGCAGCUUGUGCAGGAGUACACAGAGUUGUUGGACCAGCAACAGGGGCCCAAACUCCUCUCCAAACUGAAAGAGCGCAUCAAGGAGAGGGACAGAGCACUGGAGCGAGCGGUGGAUGAGAAGUUCCACUGUGUGGAGGAGAAGGAGGGAGAGAUGCGACGGCUACAGCUGCUGCUCAGAGAGAAGAAGAGAGACCUGGAGAGACAACGCUGUGUACUGUCCAACAACGAAGAGACCAUCAUGAGUCUGGAGGUGCUGGUGCGUGGGAAGGGUUUGGAGCAGGAGCAGGUGUGUGAGGCGUGGAGGAGUGUACAGCGCCAUCAUGCGGACAGUGAGGAGAGACACAGCCGCAGCUUGAGAGAGAGAGAUGCACUCAUCAGCCAGCUACAGAACGCCCUGCACACACGCACCAAGGAGGCUGAGGACCUGACUGGAGCCUUGCUAGGUAAGGUGAAGGCAGGACCCAGUGAGGUGGUGGAGGAGCUGAAGGCUCGCCUCUCUCUGAAGGAGAAACUGUUCCAGGACCUGCUGUCCGACCGUAGCCGCCAGGCCCAAGAGCACCACACACUGGUUCAGGACCUGCUCGACACCAUCAGCACCAGGGACCAAUACAUCCAUGACUCAGCAGGUCGUCUGGGUGAGGUGAUGAGUGAGCAGACUGUACGUCUCCAGGAGCUCCGCAGACAGCUAACUUCUGGCUCCCAGGCCUACGGGUCUCAACUAGACCUCCAGGGUCCAGACCUCCAGGGUCCAGACCUCCAGGGGACCAGCCAGAACUUCCAGGCCCUGCAGGAGGAGCUGCGUCUGGCCCUGAUGAGGGAGAGGGAGGCCCAGGCUGAGAUCACAGCCCUCAGGACCAUGGCAGGCCAGACAGACAGGCCAGUCAACAGGCAGGCAGAGUUUGGAGAAUUCAGCUCAGAGGAAGAGGAUGAUGUCAACAGUGACUAUGCAGACAGCAUGGAGGAAGAGGAGUCCAAACUGACAGCCCAAACCCUAGCCACAAUGCAGAACCCAGAGCUUCAUGGAGGACCUGGGAAAGGGAAGCUAUCCCAGGAUCCUGUGGGAGAGGGCCAGGGGCUGGUGGAGGUGAAACACCUGGUGCAACAGAAGAGGGUGGUGGAGAGAGAACUGCAGGAGCUAAAGGUUCAGCUGGAAAAGGCUGGCUUCUCCUCCCUGUCCCAGAUGAGGAAAGCCCUCUUCAGCCUACGCAUGGAAAAUAAGGAGCUGAAGUCUCACCAGACAGAGAGACAGCCAGAGACAGACCUUAGGCAUGAACAGAUUCUUCAGGAGGAAGAGGAGGAUGAAGAAGAGGUGGAUGAGGAGGAAGAGGAGGAGGAGCUGUGUGGGUCUGAGCUGUGGGAGUCCUGGGAUGAUGAGUGUCCGUCCCAGGGGAAGUGCUGUGCCCCCAGGCCCACCCUGAGAGACCCUGGCCUGGGGAGGAGACACUGCACUAGGCCUGUAUCUCUGGACCCGGGAGCCAUGCUGUCCCACUCCACACAGGAUGAGGAUGAUGAGGAGGAGGAGGCAGGAAGAGAGGCUGGAGGCAGGCGGCACAGCGCCACAGAGACAGUUAUGGUUGAGCAGGCUGUAUGUCUGCAGCUAGAGAGCAAGGAGCUGAAGGAGAGACUCAUGGUGUCUGAGGCCACAGUGCAGGCCCAGGCUGAACAGCUCAAAGACUAUAGAGACCUACUAACAGAGACAUCAGUGCAGCAGGACAGUAAGCAGGUCCAGGUGGAUCUCCAGGAUAUGGGUUAUGAGACGUGUGGCCGCAGUGAGAACGAGGCUAACAGGGAGGAGACCAGCAGCCCAGAGUUUGACGAUCUGGAGAUGUGCACGUCUCUGGAGUGCGGCGGCUCUCGGUGGUCAGGCACUGUGCAUCCUGGGAAGGCCGGCCCUCCAACAUCAACCUCAGAAGCUGACAACAUGACAUCUCUCCAGCGAUUGGUUGAGGACCUUCGCUCGCAGCUCUCCCGCUCUCAGACAGUGAUCCAGAGCCUCCAGGGCCGCCUGCACUCUCUUUCCACCUCCAGCGAACUCUCCAUCGGCCCCUCCAUCCCCCGCAAGGUCAACUGGGGAGUCCAGUUCCAGGCCAAGCCCUCACAGAGCGGCCCAGAGGAGGACGAGGGCUGGGAGUCGUCUGGUGGUGGUCUGGGGUCCUCGCCGCGCCACCCCAAACCUGACAAGGACCUCCAGGAGCUGGUGUCCCGUGUGGGAGCCCUGGAGGACCAGCUGAGAAAGGGCAAGGAAACCCCAAGGCCCACCGAGGUGGGCAAGGCUACCAGCUGGCCUGGGCCAGAGAAGUUUAACACUCUGAUCCAGGCCCAGGCCCGUGAGCUGUCCCACCUGCGCCAGAGGAUGCGUGAGGGGCGCGGGGUGUGCCACAUCUUGACCCAGCACCUGGGUGACACCACCAAGGCCUUCGAGGAGCUGCUUCGUGCCAACGACAUAGACUACUACAUGGGCCAGAGCUUCAGAGAACAGCUGGCACAGAGCAGCGCCCUGGCACAGAGAGUCAGCACCAAGAUCAGCGGACGAGACCAUCCCGAGAUUCCUGACGACAAGACUGGCACAGAGUUGCUCGCCAUACGGCUGAGUAAGGAGCUCCAACAGAAGGAUAACGUGAUCGAUUCUCUCCGCGCCAAACUCACCCAGCAUCAACCUCGUUCUGACACACCAUGCAGUAGCCACGCCCUCUCUGACACCACCGACCAAUCAGACCAGAUCUCCUUUGUGUCCGAUGAGCAGGGCUCCACCAAUGAGGAUCUGGAGCCGUGCUCAGACAUUGACGCGGCCAGUGAGUAUGGCCAGGAGGCCAGACAUGCCUCCACUAGAGCCAGUACAGAUUCUCACUGUAACAGUGUCCCCAUGUCACGCCACCCCUCCAUCCCUCCUUCCACCAGUUCAUCUCACGGACACCAGUCCUCCAUCAGCUGUCCCAGCCUGCAGCGGUCAGCGGACACACAGACACAGACAGACCUCUACAGUGGACCAGUGUCCAGUUCUCUCCCCACCCAUCCCCAUCCCCAGUCCCAGCCCCAGUCCCAGCCCCAGUCCCAGCCCCAGUCCCAGCCCCAGUCCCAUCCCCGCUACCACUCCGACCUCUCCUCUCAGAGAGUCCCCUUGUCCUUCAACCUCCAAACUGCAACCCUGCGACCCCGUUACCAUGGAAGCAGGCCUGGGGCCUUCUCCCUGGCAGAGGUUCACCAGGAGCUGCAGAUGUUACAGAGACAGCUGGGAGAAACUGAGCGUUUUUCCGUUCCUUCAGUCAAGCCGUUUGGUGGCUUCCCCAUGUCGGCCCACCCCCACCCACAGACAGACCCCUCCAGUUACAUGCCCCAGCCUCUAUCCUACCACACCUUCCACCCCGUUGGUCUGAAUGCUAGCCUCAAUGCUAGCCCUGCCAUGAAGGCAGGCGCCAGCCUCCUGGAGAGCAGUGCAAUGUGGGACAUGGCCUACGGUGCUCGGUCAAUGAGAGUUGGCACUGCCAAUUUGUCAUCAGGGUCGUCAGGUUACCAGUCUGGCACCAGCCUUACAGGUUCUGACCUGAUUAAAGAACACCUGAGCGAGAUCGGGAGUCUACGUCAACGCCUGGGGGAUUCCAUCCAGACCAACGACCUCCUCCGACAGCAGCUGGAGGAGGGACUGGUCAACCAAGCCACAGGUGCUCCCACCAACAUCUACAUCCAGGGCUUGGACUCUAUCAGCCAGCUGUCCAGUGAGAUCAGAUUUCUGAAAGUGGAGAACCUCAGCCUGCAGGACCGACUCCAACAGGCCAGCAGAGACGGGAGUAAGGAGGGGGAGCAGCUGCGCGAGGCGGUGCUGUUGGGCCGUGCCCGUGUGAAGGAUGCGGAGUUAGAGACUGAGCGGUGGGCGGAACAGGGCAGGAGGCUGUACACGCAGACACAGGCUCAGACCCUGGAGAUCACUCAGCUGAAACAGGACAGGCAGAGCAACCAGGAGACCAUCAACAGGUUGCAGCACGAUGUGAAUGUCAAGCAGCAGCAGUUGUGUGAGAGCCGUGGCCUGGCCCACUCUCUACAGUAUGACCUCCAGAUAUACCACAGAGAGUGUGGCGUCCCCAAGAACACAAACACAAGUGAGGGGUCCCACUCGGGCGAGUCUGCAUCCUUUGACCCCAGGGACCUGCAUGUUCAGCUAGGGCAGCAGUUGACUUCUGGGACACGACCUCCUGGAGCCAGGAUACAGCUCUUCCACGACCCUGCUCUCUCUACCCCUGUCCGAGACACUGGACUCUUCAGCCCUGCUUCCCCUCUCUCCCUCACACUGGAACCCCGGAAGGUUGACUUUUCUCUUGAGGGCCAGGCUCCAGACGGACCCUUCGCAAACCGUAAUGGCCACCAUGUUGUGGGCCACGUGGAUGACUUCAGCGCCCUGCAGCAGAAGAUCCUGGAGGGGCGUGUCCUCAUUGGAAAGAUGGAGGCUGCCCUCCGGGCCACCGCCAACCACGCCCUGCUGGAGCUCAGCCUGGACAAGCCUGUGGACCCUGGCUGUGUGAGGAGUAUGCUGACCUGCUCUACGACCCUGAGGAAGAUCCUUGAGGAUGCCAGCUCCCUGCUCAGAAUGUUCUGGAGGGCAGCACUGCCCAAUAGUGAGGGGUCCACUCAGAGCACCAAGACGGAGCUGUCUCUAAAGGAGGUCCACACGAUGCGUCAGCGGAUCUCAGAGCAGGAGGAGGCUCUAAAGGACGCCAUGGAGAGACUAAAAAGCUCCAACCGCACCAAAGACAGUAUAGAACACUUCAUCGUCAGUCAACUGUCAAGAACAAAGGAUGUCUUGAAGAAGGCACGGACAAACUUAGAGGUGAAAACCCAAGAGGCUUCUGUGAGCUCACCCAGUCUGCUGGUUGGGGUAUCGUGAAACACCAGAUCCAGGCUCCAUAAUCCAGGACCCCUACAGUCCUGUGGCCUAAUACCCAGGGUCUGACCCAUGGGGUUGACGUACCGCGUUCCCUACAGGCAGCUUCUUUGUGAUGCACCAGCUCCAACUUCCGCCUAAUACUGGGAGACAGGAUACUUCCUGUUGAAACACGGGACAUAAUCUCAGGUUUCUGGUUAAAUAAGGAGAACACUUUAGUUGAGGGGAGACUGUCUGAUAGUCAGUAGGGGUUCAGCCAGGUGCUCUCUGUGAUGCUGUUUUAUGCCAAGCGGAAUAGUGAUUAAUGAAUGUUGACGACUGUCUUAUGUCAGGUGUUAUGUAUAGCUCAUGUAGGUGUUACGAAGGUACCUCAACUGAAGUGUUUCCCCUAUUUUACCUGAGACAUAUAUUAUGUUUUGAGCUCUAUAUGAAACCUCUUCAAGGAUCCUAUGACAAUCAACCUUGAACAAGCCAGGAAUAGAGGCUUUUAAAAAGCCAAACUAGACUAAAGUGCUUCCUUUUUGCUUCUAACAAGGCAAGUUUGUAAGUGUGUGUAUGUGUAAAGUAGUUGCAUGUUGUUUGAGGGGGAAAAAAGCCAUAUUUAUAGAUGUUAGAUACCCUGUUUCGUACGAUACUUCGUCUGCCAUUGAAAUGGUCUGUUACUGAUGUCACAAGAUGUAAACACUAUUCAGAUUUUAAAGACCCUAUGGAUGGGUUGACCCUAGAACUGUCUUCCUGCUGAACUGCUCGAACCUGUAACCAUACUAAAGAUGUAAAGAUUGUUCCCAGCUUUAAAUCUAGUCUCUCGACCUAAGUCCUUAAAGCAGGCGGCAUACUGCUGCCAGCUGCAAUACAUUCAACUAUGACCUGCUGAUGUAUCCCAAUGACCUAUUUAAGAAAGUGACAGGAGCAUUUGGUGCUUGGUCCAAAAUAAGUUGUAAUUUUUUAAAAUGUUUGAUUUUAAACAGAAAUGCCUCGGAGGCGAAUGGACCACACAAUGUUUUUUUCUCCAAAUUUGUAAAGUUGUUUUAAUUUGGGCUAACAUUUAAACCCUUCUAAGACAAAAAAAAUGUCAAUAUUAUUUUGAUUUGAUUUUUUUUAUUCUGUUAUGGUAACCAUAGAUGUUAUUUUCUAUUAACAAAAUCUGUGACAAUCAUCAGCAGGAUAUGUGAAAACUUGGUUUCUUACACUGAGAUAUGCAAAGCUGUAUCUGUAUAAGAUGUACUGUAUGUACAUAAUGGCAGGGGCGUACAUUAAAACAGCUUUUUUUGUGUCAGGAAGAGGGGGUCAGGGGCUGAAUUAAUUUUUUAUGCAUGUGUAAUAUAUCAAAUCCAAUUUUAUUUGUCGAAUACCGUGAAAUGCUUACUUACAAGCCCUUGUUGUUUUAGGGAGAAGCUUUUCAAUAAAACGGGACUAAAAUAUGAA